AUGAGCAGGCUUGACUGGAAGGAUGCCAGGAUAGUCGACCAGACAGUUGAGAUCCUUGGCCCAAAAGAAAGCCUGUAUACAAAGACACCUGGGCCGAUCAGUGCAGAAAGCAGAGACUUGUCGUAUUUUCAUGUUGUGUCGCAGAGCCAAUCCAGAAAGACAGUGGCUGGGCUGUUUGGAUACGGGUCUGCUGGAAAGACAACACUUAUUAAGACACUUGGCAUGGCAUGCAACAUUCGUGGAGCAUCUGUGCAUGCUCCUACAGAAACACUGUACGAAAGGGAAAGAGAGGCCACACUGCAUGUGCAUCCAAUGGUUGCAUUUUUAUCAGGCAAGCACACUCCAUCGCAUGUUCUCACGCUUAUCGACACUUCAGGCCAUGCUGACAUGAUAUUUCGGACCAUUCAGAUGAUUGAGUGUGUUGAUAUUGCAAUUGUACUGAUUGAUGUAACAGGGCAUUUGUCGUUGUGCCAUAGGGUUCUUCUCGAUGCAAUUAGGAUGAGCGGGAAACCUUCUGUUGUGAUUCUGAACAAGAUUGAUGCGAUUGCGGAUGAUAAUGUGAGUUCUGCAGAGAAAGUGACGAAGGCUUUUAUGGAUUUGAUCUGUAAUGCAUUAGGAUCAAUACCAUGCCUUAUUGCAUCACUCAAGAAUGGUUGGAUCAGAGUGAUUGAUGGCCCAUUUGACAACAUACUAGCGGAUGGAAUAUCGAAUGGCACUAAGAAGCAUGCAUGGAAUGAUGUAGCCGACGUGCUUGUGGGUAUUAUAUCAAAAUCAAUGAGUAACUGUAUAAAGCAAAAAGGUUUGACGAGCAUAUUGGGAUUUACGUUGUUUGAGGAUGUUGUUUUGUGUAGCUUGAUUGCAGAUGAAAAAGUGUGUGCUGGAUCGUUACUGGAUGUAAAUGGGAAGGAGAUGACGGUUGAGAACAUUUAUAUUCCUGUGUGUGGGUGUUUAGUUGAGACUGAUUGCAUUGGAAGUGGAAUAGGUGUUUUGAUCAGAUUUGAUCAAGAUGAAGUGUUGAGUACUUCGCACGCCAAAACUGGAUAUUCUGCCGAAAACAUUGUGAAACUGAUUGAAUCAGAGCUGUGCAGGCUGAGUUUGCUUGAUAUGCUGAAGCCACUAAAAAUGGCAGGAUGCUUGGAAGGAGUUAUCAAGGUAAAGGUAUCUGCUGAUGACCAAAGCUUGUUUGAAAGUGGAAUAAAGAAGCUGAAAAUAGUGUAUUAUGGACUGACAUAUCAUACAGAUGUUCUUGGAGGGCCUGGCGAGGCGUUUCUGGAUGCUGUAUUGCAUGAUCUAAGAGCUGUACUGGGGAUCAGGUUUGAGGUUGUUGCUGUGUUCUGCGAUUUGAAGGAAGCUAUUGUGAAUGAGUUCGAGAUGGAUGGUGAAAGUAAUGCUGCAUUCAAGAUAAAUGGAUAUGCGAAUGGCAAAGCUGAUUGUAAUCAGUUUAAAGGAAUUGAAAUGCUUGUGAACAUUGGGCCUGUGCUUGGUAAGCAGCUUAAUAAUUCAUAUGUAGAGGUGUUGCAUAGAGAUUAUAAUGAAAAGGCUUACUUGAGUACAGAGCAUGCAAGCAAAGGGCUACUGAAUGAAAUACUUGAUGUGGUUAAAAGCAGCACAAAGUUUCUAGAGCCAAUGUGUCUGAUGGAGAUAGUAUACAUGGAAGAUGCAAAGGAGUUAGUGUGUGAAAUGAUCUGUAUGUCUAAAGGGCAAACCAUGUAUGAAAGCGUGGCUGCGCCAAGUGGAAUGAGAAGCAGAAUGUGCCUGCUUCCAAUUGCAGAGUGUUUUGGAUUUGAAAGCGAUCUUAGGAAUUAUUCUUGUUGCUUAGCAGACUGCACAAUGAUCCCAUUCUGCUGGAAUGUCUUGGACGAUGUAGCAAGGCUAAACAUAUACACCCAGUUUAUGGAUACAAUCAAUAGUAUGCAUAAAGAGCAAUGCACUGGCUGUGCAUCAUGCGCUACAAACUCAACUGUUGCUAAUCAUGCGCUAUAA
Ordospora pajunii is the source of this 1983-nucleotide messenger RNA. Its product is annotated as putative elongation factor Tu. The coding region runs from base 1 to 1983 and encodes 660 amino acids. Gene Ontology annotation, cellular component: U2-type catalytic step 2 spliceosome; cytosol; U4/U6 x U5 tri-snRNP complex. Gene Ontology annotation, biological process: mRNA splicing, via spliceosome. The transcript has a single exon. Lineage: Eukaryota; Fungi; Microsporidia; Ordosporidae. Gene Ontology annotation, molecular function: GTPase activity; U5 snRNA binding; GTP binding. The record is from RefSeq and is a predicted model, not a curated record.